This is a messenger RNA of Symbiodinium sp. CCMP2456, 564 nucleotides long. The record is from the annotation of a GenBank genome assembly. Lineage: Eukaryota; Dinophyceae; Suessiales; Symbiodiniaceae.
AUGACUGGCAAGGAGGCAGCACAGCUGGCGGCCUCCAAGUCUUCCGUCCCAGUCUCCCGCAAGAGCGGCGAUGUGCAAGAGCAUGCGGAUCACGUGACCCACUGGGUGAACGGCAAGGUUCCGGGAACGGCUGCAGUCGCCUACCUGGAGUCCGCCCCGGAUGGUGGCCACCUGGGCAAGCUCAUCUUCAAGGACAUCGCUGACGACCAGAAGGUUGUCAAGGAGGUGGAGGCGAUCGCCAAGCGCUUCAUUUCCUGGGAUAACAGCAAGUGCCUGCACAGCUUCAAAGCCCGCUAUCAAGGCACGCGACGUUUGCUCGGUCCUCUUGCGUUGACUUCGUACGGAGACAUGGUGAAGGUGGGGCUUGUCACGACCACGACCACGGAACCGGAAACCACGACCCAGGCGAAGGCAUAUUACGGUCGCAAGUGGUCCCGCUGGUGGUCCUGGAAGAAGGGCUACUCAGGCUACCCCCAGUCGACACCAAGCCUUGUUCAGGACGGCUCAUCGGACACCGUACAUUUUAUGCAGAUUGACAAGAAUGGCAGCCACAAAGAGCUGUGA